Molecule: messenger RNA, 2100 nt
Organism: Cutaneotrichosporon cavernicola
Lineage: Eukaryota; Fungi; Basidiomycota; Tremellomycetes; Trichosporonales; Trichosporonaceae
Exons: 9
Coding region: 1-2100 (699 amino acids)
Biological process (GO): mitotic sister chromatid cohesion
Source: RefSeq, a predicted model, not a curated record
AUGCCUGUGCCAGUGUCAACGGUUGCCCUCUUACCUACGCCACUGCCCGAGACAAUUCCAACUGGAGCCUUCCUCUUCCACACGGCGGUCUCGGCGCACCACAACGCGACCUACCACCUGCAGCAGGUUUUCGUUCCCCAGGAGGUGAAGGACGGGGACAAGGGCGGCAUGAAGCGCGAGACCGCCUUGGGGAGGGUGCUCUUCACCCAUGAUCCGGACGCGUUAAACACGGCGUUGCGCCUCCUCGUCAUGGCGCUCGACCUCCUACGCAUCGGCUUCUACAUGCCCAACUUGUCCGAUUCGGAGCGAGCAGCCUUCGGUCUCGAGUUCGCCACCGUUGCAGCCAAGGUACUCGCGACUGAGGACCCGGUCAAGAAGCUGCUCACGAAGGAGGAGCUCGCGCGGGUGCGGAUCGUCAUCGACCACAAGCGCCUCGCAUCGGACGUCGACGACGUCAUGACCAAGACGCUUGCGGCCGCCCGAAGUCCCCACCUGAAGCACUACCGCCAGCGCGUGGAGCUUGUGAGCGCCCGCCUUGCGUUCAUGAAGGACAAGGCGAACCACGCGAAGAGGAUCAUAAAGCAAGCGUUGGCUGCGACGCCAAGAGAGGACGUCGCGCAUCGUUACAACCUCAACCUCCUCCACAUGAACCACCUCCUCAAGGCAUCGAAUGUCGAGUUGCUGCAGGUUGUCAAGGAGUUCGAGGCGGACGCACGCGCACACGGGCACAUGGACGUCGUCCUCCUUGCGCAUAUCAUUCGCAUCCGUGCGCACUUCUCGCUGCGCCGAUGGGACAACCUACUCGCGAUGCUUGACGAAAGCGAGGCUCUUUUCGGCACGAACGAGGUCUUCACCUCCGGCGACCCUACAACGACGUCCUUCCGCCUAGUGUUGCUCAUGCACUACCUCAACAUGCGCGCUCUGUACCACGGUCGCGCAGCCGAUGACGCAAAUGCCAAGAAACAGCUCAGCCGACUUUAUCCUCUCAUGGAUCAUGCCAUGGAGAAAGGCAUGCUGUCGGAGCUGCGGAGCUCAGGUGGAAUGGUGACUAUUCCACUUCCUGUGCGCAACGGCUCGACACAACAGCUCUUCGUCCAGUCAACACCCAUUAACGUGCUCUGGGCGCUAACGUACCUCUCUUCAGUUGUCGCCCGCCGCGACUUGCUCGGAUCCCUUACCCAGUGCCGCACCCUCAAUCACACGCGUGCAAUGCGACAGUUUGAGCUCUGUGCGCAUCCUGACGACUUGUGGGACUCUGGAUUCUCUUUCAGACACGGUGUUGCGGAGGCGCUGGAGCUCCGGCACAAGGUCAACAAGCUCCGUGCAGAAGUGAUGAUGGAGGAGGCCCUUGCGCUUAUGUGUCGAAGUUCCUUUGAGGAUGUCACGACACUUCUGUCCAAGACGGUCAAGAUACUGCACGACAACAAACUUUUCCUGACACACUCUCACCAGCUCGCGUUACUCUACGGCCAUCUCAUGCACGCCAUCGGCCUCCCCGACCAGGCUGUACGCUACUACAAAGCGGCGCAGAGCCUGCUUGUCGCAGGGUCCGAGAUGCGCUUAAUCGUCGACAUUAACCUCAUGGCUGCUCAAGGUGGCUUCUCGAAUCUCCUGACGGAUCUGGAUCGCUCGGCGCACGUGAACAUCAUGGCCGACCAAUGCAGGGCAGGCACGAACGGCGCACUGAAUGCCAUCGGGUACUUCCUCCUCAGCUUGACCGAUCCAGAGCGUGUGUCGUCCAAGCGCAAACUCACCUUCUCCUAUGAGGUCUGCCGGAAGGGCAAGCUGAACAUACUCUAUGCGCUCAUCUUCGCCUUCACAACUGCUCAACACUUGUUCGGGGACCGCGAUCGCCAGCUCAAGCAACUCGAGUCGGGCAGAGACAUCGCGAGACUGCUUGGUGGCAAGGAUAGAGCAGACGGUUGCGGACAAUUGCCCCUGGGACUGUGGUACAGCACCAAGCUUCGAGAUCACUACCGCCUCGACGGCCGGUUCGAUGACGAGAAGGCAGCGGCAGCUGACGCCGAGUGUCACCUGCAUCGUAUGCAGGAGGUGUAUGCGUACGGUUGUGCACACUUUCCUCCGCGCAUCCCUAUUUGA